Molecule: messenger RNA, 1275 nt
Organism: Zasmidium cellare ATCC 36951
Lineage: Eukaryota; Fungi; Ascomycota; Dothideomycetes; Mycosphaerellales; Mycosphaerellaceae
Exons: 2
Coding region: 1-1275 (424 amino acids)
Molecular function (GO): flavin adenine dinucleotide binding; acyl-CoA dehydrogenase activity
Source: RefSeq, a predicted model, not a curated record
AUGUUGGCAACGGCAUCUCCAGUGCUGCAGUAUGUUUGCGGUACGUCGAUACGUCCAGGGAGAAGAUAUGUACACGGGCAAGCAACAGAAUAUUUGCAGUCCAACGACAUCGACUGGACAGAAUCGCAAAAGACCGUCCGAGAAUCCAUCGCCAAGAUCUGCGCAGACUAUCCGGACGAGUACUGGCACAAGCUAGACAGUAACCAUGAGUUCUCACUAGACCUUCACCAGCAGCUGGCCAAGGAUGGCUGGCUAGGUAUUUGCAUGCCAGAGGAGUAUGGUGGGUCGAGCCUAGGGAUCUCUGAAGCAGCGGUCAUGAUGCAAACUCUGUCCGAAUCUGGUGGCGGCAUGGCAGCUGCAUCUUCGGUCCAUAUGAAUAUUUUUGGCCUGGAACCUGUGGUCAAGUUUGCCACGGAGGAACAGAAGAAACGAUGGCUGGUACCUUUGAUUGCAGGAAAGGAGCGUGCUUGCUUUGGUGUCACUGAGCCAAACACUGGCUUAGAUACACUCAAACUGCAGUCGCUGGCCACGAAGACCCCGGACGGCCAAUCCUAUUCGGUGACUGGGUCAAAGAUCUGGACAUCCACGGCGCAAACGGCAGAGAAGAUCCUGCUUCUCGUCCGGACAACACCUCUCGACCAAGUGCAAAAGCCAACGCAAGGGCUCUCGUUGUUCUACACGGACUUGGAUCGAUCAAAGGUUCAGGUUACCGAGAUCGAGAAAAUGGGCCGCGCUGCAGUGGAUAGCAACAUCUUGUUCUUUGACGACUGGCAAGUUCCAAAAGAGGAUCUGAUCGGAGACGAAGGCAACGGCUUCAAGCAGAUCAUGGCCGGAAUGAAUGCUGAAAGAGUCCUCAUCGCUGCGGAGGCGUUGGGUCUGGGCUUUGCUUCGAUUCGAAGAGCAGCAAUCUAUGCUCAGGAGCGGGUUGUUUUCGGCCGUCCAAUUGGCAAGAACCAAGGAAUAGCUCAUCCUCUGGCCGAUUCGUGGAUGAAGCUCGAGGCAGCACGUCUGAUAACGUACCAAGCAGCGCGCAUGUAUGAUGAUGGGUACCAGACUGGUGAGUAUGCCAAUGCUUGCAAGUACCUGGCGGCAGAUGCAGCAUUCGAGGCUGCUGAGCGGGCAGUGCUCACACAUGGAGGCAUGGGCUAUGCCAAAGAAUACCAUGUCGAGCGUUACUUCAGAGAGGCAAUGCUCCCUAGACUGGCCCCUGUCAGCCGGGAGAUGAUUCUGAACUACAUUGGUGAACGAGUUCUCGGACUCCCAAGAUCAUAUUAG